UGGUGUGUUUUGACAGGCUCUGAGUGGGACAGGAUGAAGGCAGGUCUCCUCAGGCAGGAGCGACAGCGUCUUGAAACCAUCCUGAACCUGUGUGCGGAGUACACAAAGACUGACGACCCAAGUGCCCCUGACAUGGGGAGGGUAACCACGCACAGUGAGCAGCUCCACAUUGAUGAGCAGGGAUUCUACCCCAGCAUAGCCGGGCCUGGCCCCACCACCACCAGCAGCUGCAUCUCGAUGGAGUGCAGCGGCACGGGCAAAGGGAUCAGGGACCAACUGGCUGAGCCCGGCCCUCAGAAAGCACGAGAGGCUCUGGAGAAGUCAGAUGAGGACAACCUGAAGGAAGAGUGUAGCAGCACCGAGAGCACACAUCAUGAGCAUGAAGAUUCUGCAGGCAGUCACUCAGUCCCGCAGGCCGUAUACCUGGAGGAGGAGAGGCUCAGAAUCCUCACAUCCGUCGAUGAACUCAAGCAGAGAAUUAAAGAACUUGACCAACAACUUGAGGAGUCCAAUCAUGAGGCGGAGAUGGAGCGAGCUCUGCUUCAGGGAGAGCGAGAAUCGGAAAUUGCUCAAAUCCGGCAGGAACAGGAGAUCAUUGCGCAGUUGGAGGAGAAACUUUCCGAGCUGGAGAGCAACAUCCAGAGAGAAAAGGAGAAGGAAAGGGUAAAGCUUGAUGCUGAGGAAAGAGAAGUGCAGAGACUACAGUCGCAUUGCCAUGAGUUGAAGAGCCAGCUUGAUAACUGCCCUGAAUCAAUGAGGGAGCAGUUACAGGACCACCUCAAAAGGGAAGUGGAGACUCUCGAAUCUGAAGCCAAACUCUUUGAAGACUUGGAGUUUCAGCAGCUGGAGAAGGAGAGUCGCCUAGAAGAGGAACGGGAGACUGUGAGCCAGCAGCUUCAGCAGGACAAGGCUGAAUACCAGCGCAGCACCAUGCGGAGAAAGGACAAGGUUUCUGCUUUAGAGAAUCAAGCCAAUCAGAUUCGCUAUCAGGCUCUUCAGGAGUGUGAGAGAUUGACAAGAGAGAAAAACGCAAUGAUGCAGUUGCUUCAGAAGGAAAAAGACAAACUGGCCAAUCUGGAAAAGCAGUAUUUUAUGGUGACUGGUGGAAAAACCUUUUCCAAAGGCUCGACAGCACUAAAGGAGGAAAUGCUUCACAUCACAGAGCCUAACGACAUAUUAGAGGAGUCUAACCCCCAGCAUUGCCUCCCAGGAAAGGCAGCUUCUCUAUUCCCCUCUCCUUCCAUCCCAGCGUACCCCAAGAUACAGGAGGUUUACCGAUCCAAGAUGGAGAACGACGGAUCUGGCACUCUGCCUCGGACGAAGAUGGGAUCUUCCCCCUCCUCACCGUUCACUGCUUCAACUCUCGGCCGAAACCUGACAUCAAAGACCCCUGUGGUGGCACAGAAUGGCACGAGUAGUUUGCCACGAAACCUGGCUGCUACUUUGCAAGACAUCGAAGUGAAGAGACAGUUGGCACUGCAGCAGAAAGAAUCACUAGGGAUAUCCAAAACAGAUCACAGGAGAGGUCACCAGGUGAUUGAAGAACAAAGGAGGCGAUUGGCUGAGCUGAAGCAGAAGGCUGCAGUCGAGGCCCAAUCACAGUGGGAGGCCUUGCACAGUCAACCAUCACCAAUGUUUGGCCAGUCCUACUCCGUGAGUGGACAACCCCAAUCUCACCUCAUCCACCACAGUAUCCUCCACCACAACCCGCAGCCUCUCUCCACUCAGCAUGGCCUCGACCUGGAGCACGCCUUUGACACACUCAGUCUAGAAAGUUCCGACAGCUUGGAGACCAGCGUUUCCACGGGCAACUCGGCCUGUUCACCCGACAACAUGUCCAGUGCCAGUGGGGUGGACGUCUCAAAGAUCGAGGAGAUGGAGAAGAUGCUGAAGGAGGCACAAGCUGAAAAGGCACGACUCUUGGAGACACGGGCUCGUGAGAUGGAAAUGCGCCGUCAGGCCUUUGAGGAGGAACGCAAGAGGCGGGAGGAGCUGGAGAAGAGGCUCCAGGAUGAAACUGAUCUUCGGCAGCAGCUUAUUGACAAAGAGGUUAAGAUGCGGGAGAAACAUUUUUCACAGGCACGACCCUUAACUCGGUAUCUACCAAUCAGGAAGGAGGAUUUUGACCUGCGAUCUCAUAUUGAAUCAUCAGGCCACAACCUGGAAAUCUGUUACCAGGUGGCUAUCUCUGAGAAGAUGUGCAAGGGUUACCUCACAAAAAUGGGCGGGAAAAUCAAAUCUUGGAGAAAGCGGUGGUUUGUCUUUGAUCGCAUCAAACGGACAUUGUCUUAUUAUGUCGAUAAACACGAAAGUAAGUUGAAGGGAGUGAUUUAUUUUCAAGCCAUCGAAGAGGUUUACUAUGACCAUCUCAGGAGUGCCUCAAAGAAGGGAUAUUUGAACCUGCAUAGAAUCAAUAGUCCCAACCCAAGCCUCACAUUCUGCGUGAAGACACAUGACCGACUGUAUUUUAUGGUGGCCCCCACCCCGGAAGCCAUGCGGAUUUGGAUGGAUGUGAUUGUCACGGGAGCUGAGGGCUACACGCAGUUCAUGAGCUGAGGAACAGACAGGACAGGGUUCUUGGGUGGAGUGAGUUAGCAUUGAGCCAUGGCCUUUGUAGAACUGACAUGCUCUGACCCCAACAGCGGAAGUUGUGCUACCUGUCUUCACUGACUGAUUGUCUCUCCAUCUGCCCCUUUCUCUCUCUCUCUCUCUCUCUCCAUCUCGUGUCCUCUCUGUUUGAACAACAGCAAACUGGUCCUGUGUCCCCACAAGGAACCAACCAAUCAUUUCCAAAUACGCUUUCGCCAGAAUAAAAACUGACUCCAUUGCAGGCAAGAGAGAAACCUUCGCCUGCAAACAAUAAAGAGGGAAUGAACCUAUGCAAAGUCACCCGUGCAAUUGUAAUUUUCCAAACAGAUGAUGGACAGAGGCAAAAGGAUUCUUACAAAAUGAAAUUGAAAGAAGCAAAUACAAAAAUAAAACUGAACAGCCGGCAGGAAACCAGAGGCAGACUGUAAAACAGAAAGAACCUCUUCCGUGGACUUCUUUGUGAAUCUGCAAACGGGGGUCGAUUUGGACACUGUUGCCAAGAUCUGGCACAGCCUACCCACCUUCGAUUUGUGAAGAGCCCUAUGCAGAAACAUUCAGUGUCCUGUGUUGGGUGAUGCCUCACAAGACAUGUGCAAAUGGAAUCGUCCUCUUUGCGUACACACAUGUGGACUGACCAUGGU
Molecule: messenger RNA, 3230 nt
Organism: Rhincodon typus (whale shark)
Lineage: Eukaryota; Metazoa; Chordata; Chondrichthyes; Orectolobiformes; Rhincodontidae
Gene: phldb1b
Product: pleckstrin homology-like domain, family B, member 1b
Exons: 19
Coding region: 34-2556 (840 amino acids)
Biological process (GO): regulation of microtubule cytoskeleton organization
Cellular component (GO): basal cortex
Source: RefSeq, a predicted model, not a curated record